Molecule: messenger RNA, 727 nt
Organism: Porites evermanni
Lineage: Eukaryota; Metazoa; Cnidaria; Anthozoa; Scleractinia; Poritidae
Source: the annotation of a GenBank genome assembly
CCCAAGUACGUUAAUUGUAACAUCAGAGGUGGAGUAAAGUACGUCGUUCUCUUCGCAAAUGUUGGAAAGAACAAAAGAAACGAAGUUUUUAUUAGCAAGCUGGGGCAUCCAGGCAAUCACUGGACAUUACUAUACGUUGACUUGACGGUCAACAAAUGGUAUUAUAUUGAUACCUUUUGUUGGGGGAUGCACGAAAAUUUAAAGAACGCAGUUUCCCCUUUUGUUUCAGUCAUCUACCAACAAGGCGGUAUGGCACUCAAGCCCGUCAGCGGCAUCGUGCCAGCGCACAUUGAAAGUUUUGGCCUAAGUCAUUCCUGCUCUAAAACUUGCCUAAACAACAUCCCAGUUCAAACCUGUGGCAAUAUCUGUGGGGUCGCUGCAGCAGUACUUGCAGGAAUCGCUUGUGCUGCCCCUUGGCCGUGGAGAAACGUAUUCCUCAACAGGAAUACCGUUGCUGAAACCUACUGUUCACUCCGACUUUAUAAGAUGCUCUAUCAUUUCUUGGCUUUUAACCGACUCAAUCGAUCUUUCUACUCUUGGAAUAACGAGAGAGCAGGUGGAACCCCGACUGCGAGAUCACGAUUUCCCUUCCCGUCGCCGAUUCCUUGGCAAGGUGACCAUUUCAGACGAUGGUCAUGUGGACGAAAACGAGAAAAAUGUCAAGGACAACAAAGGAGAAUCACCGUCAGGGGAUUCCAGUUCUAAGGAUGACGCCAGCAGAAUGUAG